Molecule: messenger RNA, 2565 nt
Organism: Candidozyma haemuli
Lineage: Eukaryota; Fungi; Ascomycota; Pichiomycetes; Serinales; Metschnikowiaceae
Gene: SSN6
Product: transcription regulator
Exons: 1
Coding region: 1-2565 (854 amino acids)
Biological process (GO): regulation of gene expression
Molecular function (GO): RNA polymerase II cis-regulatory region sequence-specific DNA binding; chromatin DNA binding; protein binding
Source: RefSeq, a predicted model, not a curated record
AUGCUUCCGCUCCAGCAGCAGCAGAUGCAAAUGAUGCCCCAGGCCCACGCCCACGCUGCUCAAGCUCAAGCCCACGCUCAAGCUCAGGCUCAGGCUCAAGCUCAGGCCCACGCCCAUGCCCACGCCCAGAACCAGGCUCUUGCAGCUCAGCAACAGCAGCAACAGCAGCAGCACCAACAACAACUGCAGCUGCUGCAGCCUCCCCAACAACAGGCUCAGCCGCUCCAGAAUGGUGAACGUUCCAUUCUUUCCGAAACAACUUCCCAAACCUGGCUUGCCGUUGGUUCCUUGGCUGAAUCGCUCGGUGACUUGGAGAAAGCUCUGCUGGCUUAUGAUGCUGCCUUGAGACAUAACCCCAACAAUCCAGAGGGUCUUAUUCGUAUGGCUAACAUUUACAGAUCUAGAGACCAUUUCUUGAAGGCUGCUGAGCUUUACGAGCAGGCUCUUUCGUUUAACAACGAGAAUGGUGACACUUGGGGUCUUUUGGGUCACUGUUACCUUAUGAUGGACGACUUGCAGCGUGCUUACGCCGCCUACCAAAGAGCUCUCUACUUCUUGGACAAUCCUAACGUUCCUAAGUUGUGGCACGGUAUUGGUAUCUUGUAUGACCGUUACGGUUCUUUGGAGUAUGCCGAAGAGGCCUUUGUUCGUGUGUUGGACUUGGAUCCAAACUUCGACAAGUCCAAUGAGAUUUACUUCCGUCUCGGUAUUAUUUAUAAGCACCAAGGUAUGCUUCCUUCUGCUUUGGAGUGUUUCCAAUACAUCUUGUCCAACCCCCCUCAUCCAUUGACACAACCUGAUGUCUGGUUCCAGAUCGGUUCGGUUCUUGAACAGCAGAAGAACUGGAAUGGUGCUAAAGAAGCUUACGAGAAGGUCUUGGAAGUCAACCCUAACCAUGCUAAGGUCUUGCAACAAUUGGGUUGCUUGUACUCUCAAGCCGAGUCUGCAACCUCUCCCGGUGAACAGGCACAGGGUGCCCAGGGCCAACAGCCUUUCCAGCAAGAUCUCAAUAUUGCUCUCAAGUACCUUACUCAGUCUAUUGAAAUUGAUGCUGGUGAUGCUCACUCGUGGUAUUACUUGGGCCGUGUCCACAUGAUUCGUGGUGACUUCAAUGCUGCCUACGAGGCUUUCCAACAGGCUGUUAACCGUGAUGCUAGAAACCCAACCUUCUGGUGCUCCAUUGGUGUUCUUUAUUACCAGAUCUCCCAAUACCGUGAUGCUCUUGAUGCAUACACGAGGGCAAUCCGUUUGAACCCAUACAUCUCCGAAGUUUGGUACGACUUGGGUACCUUGUAUGAGACUUGCAACAACCAAAUCAGCGACGCCUUAGAUGCUUAUCGCCAGGCCGAGCGUUUGGAUCCUGGCAAUCCUCAUAUCAAGGCUCGUUUGGAGCAGUUGAUCAAGUAUCAGCAAGAUGGAAACACCCAUCCUCCUCAGCCUCCACCAGUGAACCAACAACCUCGUUUACCGCAAGGUAUGGUUUUGGAGAGCACGCAACCUCAACAGCCUCAGCAGCCUCCUGCUCCUCAGCAGUUCUCUCAAGGACCACCUCCACCACCUCCUCAGCUCCUGCAAGGCCAACGUCCUCCACAGCAACCGGUAGGAUUCCCUGGUCAGGGUAUUCAGCCACAUCACCAGGCUCCUCCACAGCAGCAACAACCCCAACAACCACAACCCCAACAGCAACAGCACCAACAACAGCAACUGCCGUAUCAGGUUGGUAGACCUCAACUCGGAUCGCAGCCUCCUCAUCUCCAACAGUCAGGCCAGCCGCUUCCGCAUCAACAGCUUCCUCAACCGCAAGCUCCUCAAGGCGCUCCUCAAUUUCCCGGACAUCAAAGUAACCCUUCACUGCAAAUAGCUACGCCACAGCAUCAGCCCCAACCGUUAAAUCAGCUUCCUCCUGUUAGCGGAGUGGGCGAGCAUGCUGGACAACAUGUUGGAUCUUCCACCCAAUCUCCUGCUUCUGCUGCGACGCUUCCUCCAGUUCAAUCCCGUCAAGAUACUAGAGAACAGACUCCAGCUCAUCCAUCUGCCGAGUCGAGAACAGGUGAGCAGACUGCUUCGGAGCCAUCAAAACAGGCUACUCCAAUGGAUGUUGAGAAUUCUGCAGCACCAGCUCCAACUGAGACUAAUGGAUCCCUCAAACACGAUCUAGAAGAGAAAGCUGAUGAUAAAACAUUGAAGAAGCCUUCUGUUUCCAAGGGCAACACUCCACAGCCCAAUGACGCUAAUAGCCAACAAAACGGUGCUCCAGCUAGUGCGCGUCCGGAACAAGCAAGAGAGCCAGAGAAGCCUUCUGAACCAGUUGCUGCAACGAAACCUCCAGGCCCAGCUUCUGCGCCAGGUCCCGGAGUUAAUCCUCAACCUAUAGUGACUGGGGAGACGUCUUCAAGUAACUCUACUGCUCCUCCCAAGUUUUCUAGCGCCGUGACGGAAAACGAAAAGAAGGAAGAAAACGAAAAAGACAAUGAGAACGAUGAAGAGGAUGAAGAAAAAAAGAAUGAGCCUGUUGAGCCACCUUUGCGUAAGGUGGAAGAAGACGAAAACUACGAUGACGAGUAA